GCGUCUGACAGGGCCAGCUUCGCUUGCUUUGUUUCCGCCGCAGAGGAAAGGGGACAUGGACCUUUCUGUUUUGCCCAAUAACAACCAUCCUGACAAAUUCCUGCAGCUUGACGUGAAGUCUUUAAUGAGGAACUCGACCCUUCUGCAGGCUAGCCUCGCGAGAUUUCCCGGUGGAAAUUUUCCUGCAACACAACACUGGCAAAACCUUGUCUACUCCCAGAGCCCUGGGGCUUCUCAGAGGAGAUCUGUGAGCUGGACUGAAAAGCCAGUGAGAGAAAAGAGCAUCUCUUCUCAACGUGCUAAGGGAUUUGGUGGAGAGAGCCCAGUCCUUCCUGAGAGUCCUCCACCGUCCAUGUCUUCAGUCGUGAAGAAUAACCCAUUAUAUGGUGACAUCAGCAUGGAAGAAGCUAUGGAGGAAAGAAAGAAGAAUCCUUCAUGGACCAUUGAGGAAUAUGACAAGCAUUCUGCGCACACAAAUCUCUCCGGACAUCUGAAGGAAAACCCCAAUGACCUGCGCUUUUGGUUGGGGGAUACUUACACGCCAGGCUUUGACACUUUGCUGAAAAAGAAGAAGAAACGUAACAAGCGAUCGAAAUUAUGUCACAUGGGCAUGAUCGUGCUCCUUGUGGCCUCCAUCUUGGUGACCAUAGUGACCCUCAGCACUUUAUUGACCUAAGGAAAUUGUGAAUCCUUCUUUAAAGCUCUAAAAUGCCUUUUCGACCUUUGCAGGAAAAUCUGUCUGUGCAUUGUGAACGUGUGCGUCUGUGUCGCUAGCUGUGUGACUAAACACCCCGCUGUCCUUUAGAAUGUGAGCAUUGCUUGUGUUUUGCUGGCCUCCCUGCUUCGUUCUGUGAAGCCUGUGUGUGAGUCCAGUCUGGGUUUUCUCCUUUGUGAAGCUGAUAUUCCAGAGGAUCACAGUAGCAAACGUCAUUACUUGCACCCACAGUCAGUCUUAAGAUAGAGAACAGAGCAGCAUCGAGCAUUGGGAGUCCCUUGUCUCAGUGCUCAACACGUUCCUCUGGGCUGCACAGCGCCACGCCCUCCUCCUCUAGGCGCCAGGAAGCUCCAGCCAACCUGGCCAACUGCUAGGGGAACAGGAAGGCUUUGGCUGAGCCGUCAGUCAGUUUAGACCAGCUUUACCUUCCUUUGUCUCCAUUUAAGUUAGAGGGAGAUGUUGCUCAAUCCUAUUCUCAUUUCACCAGUGAUCCCUUAUAAUGACCCAGAUUUAUACUGCUGCUUUAGCAGAAAUAAACUUGGUCCACCGUUGGGGUAUGUGCUUAUGGAUUGACCUCAGUGGGUCCAUGUUCAUCAGACAUAGUGGGCAAGGCACUGGUGACACUCCAUGAACGCUGCCACCCUGAGGAUUCAUUUGAAUGACAAUGAGACUCGAAUAGAUUAUCAGAGGAGGGAGCUGGCUUAAGGACUCCAUAGGACGAGGAAGUAGCUUUUCCCACAGUGUUAUUUCCAGUUGUCUGCUGGGUGUGGAUACCUGGGAACAAACCCGCCACCUCCUCCUCCCAGAACAUCUUCCCUAAAGCGCCCACUGCCACUCCUAACGCUAUUUAGUGUGUAAAUCGAGGCUUUUCUUCUUCCCAAGAGGGCCCUUGGAUAACGCCUUAUUAUCUCACUGUAUUGCUCUUAAAGAGACUUGAAGUAAAGUAUCUAAAAAUGAAGGCUUACUGGAUAAUAAAUUAUUGUGUACAAAGCAAAAUUUGUCUUGCUGAUCUUUGCACUGUCUGACUUGUAAUUCCUCUUUUUGCUGUGGGUUCCGGUCCAGUGUAGAAAGGAUGGUAGGGAAAUAAAUGAAGGUGGGGGUCCUCCUGAUGCCAGGCUCACACCCUUAGGAUGUCCUUGUACUCUGCCUGUUUUCACUGCCUUCAAAGUGCCUCUGGGGGUUUGAGUCCUGCUCAAGGGUCACCGUGCAUGGUACUUGCCUGUGCUGAACUGGGUUAUUUGUGUCCGUUCAAGACAGUGCCCAGAUGAGGCUUUCUAAAGACAUGAUGGGCAACCACAGAAAUGUGAUGGCAGCUUAUGUGAGUGCCUAGCCUCCUCCGUCCCCACUCCCACUUCCCUUUCUCCUUCCAGUCCAGCACCUCGGAUUCCUCUACUCCCUAGCCUUCCUCUCCUUUUAUUUACGAUACCUUUGGACGCUUACCUCUUCUGCAUGAGUGAAUUUAUUACUUUGCUUUUAAACGAAUAUCCACUGCUCGCUUUCAGUGUUACUGGACUCAAGCUACAAUAUUGCCCCUGACUGAUUUAAUGGUAUGUGUCUCUAGGUAAGGGGAAGUCAUAAUGGGAAUGUGUCCUUGUUUGCAUGCAAAUUUAUAACCUGCAUGCACU
Messenger RNA from Myodes glareolus (Bank vole), 2340 nucleotides. It is a transcript of the gene Minar2, whose product is annotated as membrane integral NOTCH2 associated receptor 2. NCBI's taxonomy places the organism in Eukaryota, Metazoa, Chordata, Mammalia, Rodentia, Cricetidae. The record is from RefSeq and is a predicted model, not a curated record.